Molecule: messenger RNA, 2281 nt
Organism: Aspergillus japonicus CBS 114.51
Lineage: Eukaryota; Fungi; Ascomycota; Eurotiomycetes; Eurotiales; Aspergillaceae
Product: Zn(II)2Cys6 transcription factor
Exons: 4
Coding region: 1-2175 (724 amino acids)
Biological process (GO): regulation of DNA-templated transcription
Molecular function (GO): DNA-binding transcription factor activity, RNA polymerase II-specific; zinc ion binding
Source: RefSeq, a predicted model, not a curated record
AUGCAGUUUAAGGUCCUCGCCCUCGUUCCCGCCCUUGUGGCGACUGCUGCUGCCACCAUCGACGUUGCGUUCAGCGGCUACUACCUUGCCGACUGCGUGGCCCCGAGCAUUGAGUCCGCCAACGUGAUCUCGGGUGGUUGUGGACCUGCCCAGGGUCUGCCAGUGAAGUCUUUCUCGGCGCAUGUCUACUCCGGGAGCUGUGAUGACAGCACCACCUCGCCCGUCUUGAAAGUUUACACCGCCACGGGAUGUACCGAAGAGUCCUUGUAUGGAGAGUAUGAAGUCAACAGCACCACCCAGUGCUUUGAAGUGGAUGCGACGUUCUUGAGUACCCCUGAUCUGCAUGAAGAUUACUUCAUUACCUCGUUGUCAACACCAUCUUCUGGGGGUCUCCUGCUCAUCAGGUCCUCCUUAUGCUUCAGCGGUGUCUCUGUGAACAUGUCCCCGAAAUCCGCUUCCCGUUGCAGUGGGGAUGCUGCUGCAGGAAGCGGCCUGCCCCUGAGGUCCCGACUGGGAAUCCGUCGAGUCAAAUGUGGACAAGAGAAGCCCAACUGUGUCCGCUGCAGCAGCACGGGUCGCAAGUGCGAGUACGUCAAGGCUGUGGCCGGCACUUUCUCGUCCGCCUCGCCCCCUUCCACCACAGCCCUCGACCAUCCCCUGGCGUUUGCCCCCAACACCGUCUGGAGAGAACGUCGGGCUUUUGCCUACUACUUCGAGCGCGUGGCUCUGUUUGUCGGGGGUGAUCUAGAUGUCGAAUUCUGGGGGACUUUUGUGCCUCAGCUGUGUCAGGGAGAGCCGGCCGUGUGGGAUGCCAUCAUCUCGAUCAGUGCCCUGUUUGAGACGCACGAGCGACCGACAAGUCUGGUUUCAGUACAGCCCGUUGACCAACCGCAAGGGGAUGCCUUGGCCUGGUACUCGCGCUCCGUCUCGGCUAUUCGCCAGCGCAUUGAGCGCGGCCAAAUCGAUAUCUUCGUCGGACUGAUUACGUGCGUGCUCUUCAUUUGCAUUGAGACCCUGCAAGGCCGCGAAAAAGAAGCCUUACAGCUGUUUGCGCAAGGGUUACAGCUCAUUCAGGCUCUGCGCGCCCAAGUCUCGUCUGGCAUGAUUCCACCCUCCAAGGCAGUCUUACUGGAGGAUGUGCUUGUCCCAAUAUUCAUCCGACUCGGGGUGAUCGCUUUUAGUGAUUCGGCCAGUCGGAUGGGCUGUCUGUUGAGGGCUCGUACCCCAGUAUGGUCGGCUGCAUUCGCAUCCCUGAGAUGCGCUCGCGAAGCUCUCACCAAUUUAGGCGCAGAGACCAUGCUCUUCGAGCGUCAGUGCCUGGCCGAGUUAUCGCAGGUGGAUUGCUUUCAUGUCAGCGAAAGGUUGCUUCACACGCAAGCGAUAUUUUUCGAGCGCCUGCAAGAAUGGGACGCCGCUUUCAAGAGGCUUCUGGAUUCGCUCCAUGACAAAGGGCCACUCUCCCAGCAUCAGGUGGUCAACAGCGCGCUGCUCAUCGCCUACCACAAGACCACUAUCAUUCUAGCGACCAUUUGCGUAUCCUCCCUACAAACCAUGGCGGACCACUGCCUGGAGGACUUCCAGAUCAUCAUCGACCAAUGUGGUCUUGCUCUCGACGCGUCCCGGCGAUCUGACGGCACACAGCCACCAUUCACAUUUGAUCUUGGUGUUGGACUGCCCCUUUGGUUCACGAGCCUCCGAUGCCGUGAGCCGCGCAUUCGACGCGCCGCAGUCGAGUUACUUCGUCGAGCGCCACCGGUGAUGGGGUUCUACCGUUCUACGGCGGCUGUCAGCUUUGCCGAAAACAUUAUUAUGCUAGAAGAAGGAAAUGCGAUGGCAUUGAGACCGGCACGAGGGACUCGAUCUGCCCAAGAACUGGCCUGGGAGGAGGAUCCCGAGGGUCGCAUGCAUGGCAAUAGGUUGCAGCUGGAACAGGGUAAGCUCGUGGCUACUUCGGAAAAUGAUGCUCAGCUGGCGCUGGCGGACAUCCCAGAAGAAGCGCGGAUUGGACCAAUCAAUGUUGUGCGACAGGAUGACAGCUCAUCACCACGAACCAUGCAAGAGGGGGUCAUAAAUCCGGAUUCCAGUAACGAAGUGACGGGGAUGCGGUUUAUGCGGAAUCAGCGAGAUCCGGUGCAGAAUACAUGGCAGAGGGUGCAUGAAUACCUGCCUUUGUGACUGAGGGCAACGGGGGAUAGGCAGAGCAACACAAGAAAUUCUCGAGGGGAAACACGAAGAUCAACAGCUUGUUAUCACAGUAAUCCCUUGUAAUGGAACAACAGAG